Messenger RNA from Argentina anserina (silverweed cinquefoil), 4109 nucleotides. Its product is annotated as serine/threonine-protein kinase-like protein ACR4. Lineage: Eukaryota; Viridiplantae; Streptophyta; Magnoliopsida; Rosales; Rosaceae. Gene Ontology annotation, biological process: protein phosphorylation. Gene Ontology annotation, molecular function: protein kinase activity; protein binding; ATP binding. The record is from RefSeq and is a predicted model, not a curated record.
AUGGUGGUCUCUUUAGGAGGUUUCCUGAUCUGGGUCCUUAAUAUCAACAAUAACAAUACAGUUGAGAUUCUUGCUCAAGUUGUGGGUUUAUCAAGUUUAUGGUGUUUAGUUUCAGGACUAGGUUCUAUGUCCUCCAUUGCAGUAUCUUAUGGUGAGAACGGCCCUGUUUACUGUGGCUUAAACUUAAAUGGAUCUCAUGUCACCUGAUAUGGAUCAAACUCAGCCAUAACAUAUGGAACCCCGAUUCAUUUCCCGUUUAUUGGUCUAACUGCUGGUGAUGGCUUUGUUUGUGGUCUGCUCAUGGAUUCUAGCCAACCAUAUUGUUGGGGUAGCAGUGGUUAUAUUCAAAUGGGUGUUCCUCAACCCAUUAUAAAAGAUGCCCAAUAUGUAGAAAUCAGUGCUGGUGAUUACCAUUUGUGUGGAUUGAGAAAACCUCUAACAGGGAGCCUCAGAAACAUGUCCUUUGUGGAUUGUUGGGGCUAUAACAUGACCAAAAAUGUGUUUGAUGGCCAAAUGCAGUCUCUUUCUGCAGGGUCAGAAUUCAAUUGUGCAUUGUUUUCUCAAAACAGGACUGUCUUCUGCUGGGGUGACGAGACUAGUAGCAGGGUCAUCGGUUUGGUCCCUGCAGACAUGAGGUUUCGGAAGAUUGCAGCUGGCGGGUAUCAUGUCUGUGGGAUUUCAGAGGGUGUGAGCUCUAGGACCUUUUGUUGGGGAAGAAGCUUGGACAUUGAGGAAGAAAUCUCAGUGGCGUAUUCGGGUCAAGGCAAUGUUGAUUUGGCUCCAAAGGAUCCAAUGCUUUCAAUCGUGGGAGGGAAGUUCCAUGCUUGUGGAAUCAAGAGCUAUGACCAUGGUGUCAUCUGCUGGGGAUUUAUCGUGAAGCAAAGUACACCUGUUCCUAAGGGUAUCAAGGUUUAUGACAUUGCUGCUGGAAAUUACUUCACUUGUGCGAUUCUUGCUGCCAAGUCAUUCUUACCUGUUUGUUGGGGUCUUGGAUUUCCUACUUCUCUUCCAUUACCUGUUCCACCGAGGACCUGCAGGUCUACUCCAUGUGCUCCUGGCUUCUAUGAACUUGACCGUGACGCCACCUCUUGCAAAGAUCCCAACUCUCACAUUUGCAUGCCCUGCAGCACUGGCUGUCCUCCUGAAAUGUACCAAAAAAUUGAAUGUACAUUGAAAUCUGAUACUGAUUAUAACUGUUCUAUUUGUUCCUCAGCUGAGUGCUCCGCAAACUGUUCUUCAUUGUACACCAAUUCAAUGAGCAAUGAAAGGUUCUGGUCUCUGCAAUUGCCUGUCAUUAUCGCGGAGAUUGCCUUUGCUGUGAUACUGGUCAGUGUUGUGUCUCUAACCGCUGUUUUAUAUGUUCGCUACAAGUUACAUGACUGUCGUUGCAAAGAGAAAAAUUUAAAGUCUACAAAGAACGGUCCUGGUGGUUCUCCUUUCCAGAAAGACAUCGGCAAGAUUCGUCCAGACUUGGAUGAUAUGAAGAUACGGCGGGCUCAGAUGUUUUAUGAAGAGCUAGAAAGAGCAACUUCUGGGUUUGAAGAAGAGUCUGUGGUGGGGAAGGGAAGCUUCUCCUCAGUUUUUAGAGGUGUUUUGAACGAUGGAACAGUUGUUGCUGUCAAAAGGGCUAUAAUGUCUCCUAACAUGCAAAAGAAUUCGAAAGAGUUCCAUACUGAGCUGGACUUGCUAUCCAGAUUAAACCAUGCUCAUUUACUCAACCUGCUUGGCUAUUGUGAAGGUGGAGAGAGGCUUCUCGUGUAUGAGUUCAUGGCUCAUGGAUCAUUGCACCAACACCUCCAUGGCAAGAACAAAGCCUUGAGAGAGCAAUUGGAUUGGGUAUGAAGAGUCACAAUUGCAGUCCAGGCAGCUAGAGGAAUUGAAUACUUGCAUGGUUACGCUUGCCCACCAGUGAUUCAUAGAGAUAUAAAGUCUUCAAAUAUCCUGAUCGAUGAGGAACACAAUGCUCGAGUUGCUGAUUUUGGUUUAUCACUAUUGGGAUCUGCAGAUAGUAGCUCCCCAUUGGCUGAACUGCCAGCAGGAACACUCGGGUAUCUUGAUCCUGAGUACUACAGACUUCACUACCUUACAACCAAAUCUGAUGUUUAUAGUUUUGGUGUUUUGCUAUUGGAGAUUCUCAGUGGCAGAAAAGCCAUUGAUAUGCAGUAUGAAGAAUCAGGAAAUAUAGUUGAAUGGGCAGUGCCUCUGAUCAAGGCAGGAGAUAUAAUUGCAAUCUUGGACCCUGUUCUGAAACCUCCACCAGAUAUUGAAGCCUUGAAAAGAAUUGCCAAUGUAGCCUGCAAAUGUGUUAGAAUGAGAGGCAAGGAGAGGCCAUCAAUGGAUAAAGUGACGACAGCACUCGAACGAGCUCUUGCGCUGCUAAUGGGAAGCCCCUGUAAUGAGCAACCAAUUCUGCCUACUGAGGUGGUAUUGGGAAGCAGUAGAUUGCACAAGAAGUCAUCUCAAAGAUCAUCAAACAAGUCACUCGAAACUGAGGUAAUAGACGCCGAGGAUCAGAGGUUUGAGUUCAGAGCUCCUUCAUGGAUCACAUUUCCUAGCGUUGCUUCUUCUCAGAGGAGAAAGUCGUCGGUCUCGGAUGCUGAUGUUGAUGGGAAGAACUCCACAGAAGCUAGAAAUAUGGGAAAUGGUGGUGAUGGGUUGAGGAGUUUGAAGGAAGAGAAUGGACCAGCUUCACCUCAAGAGAAGUUAUUCUUGCAGCAUAAUUUUUAAACAGAACCAAACCAAAUGCUGCAAUUAUGUGCUUGACAGGACUGAAUUGCAUUGCUUUAGUUAAAUUCUUGAAAUGUAAAAAGAAAAAACACGUAAUUUCCUGGACAGCUAUAAGUCGCUACCAAUUUAUAUUUUUUUAUCACUCAUAUCUUCUAUAUAUAUCUGUACUUUCAGUUCUAACGGUUUUUUGGCGAAUUAGAGCAUCCAUUCAGAAAUAAAAAUAACAACAAACUCUAUUAAAAAGAAAAAAGGCCCAGAAAAAAAAUAAUAAUAAUAAUAAUGCAAAAUACAAAUAUACUUGCCCUCACGCAGGAUCGAACUACGGACCUUCAGUUUACAAGACUGACACUCUACCACUGAGCUAUAAGGGCACCUGUUACAAUUAUCUAGAUAAAGAUAUAUAUAUUCGGAGAUGGUCUAGUAAAUUCAUACAACGUGAAACGAAUUUGAUAAGUUCGUUUCAACUGGCAAACCGAAAUGGAGAGAUUUGCACCGAAAGUUUUCAAUCAUGUCCAAUUGAAGACAAGAUCAUCAAUUUUCAAAUAUUUUUGCAAACAAUUGAUGAAAACAAAUCCAUGGUUUAUUUGUCAGCUGAAAACAGUGUUGUCAAUGGGAAGCAUUCUGGUGUAAAGUUGAGAUGUCAGCUGAUAGGAGCACAAAGUGUGACGUUCUUAAUGCGUUUGUCAUAUUCUUACUCUUUGUUACCUCUUAUUUAGUAUGUUUUAAUUUAUUUUGUUAGAAUAAGUGUCUAGGUAGAACUUAACUCGGAUAUGAGUGAAUUGAUGAUGAAAUCGUGCUAAGUGUUAAUAAUCCUUGUUGAGAUAUGAUUACUUGUUCGAGUAGGAUUCAUCUUUUCCUAUUUAUUUGUUUCUAACGUAUUUAUUCUUAUUAGGAAAUACAAAUCCAUGUUGGAAAAAGAAAGCAUUCUUAGUUGAGCAAGGAAUAAGGAGAGACCAUAUGUCAUUGAUGGUUUCCUAUUGGGAGUUUGGAUUCUAAAACCAAGUUGGAGAUGGAUUUCCAAGGUGUAUACGAAGAUAUUUUCGUGCAUAUAAAUCAGAAUUAUUAAAGAGAAGAAGAUAUGCACUUAAAAGUCAAAUCCAUGCAAUAAUCAAAAUGCUGUCAAGACUCGUAGUCCAACUUCGACGGGCUCCCCUGAAUAGCUCCGAUCGAAAUAGAAGAUGUACUAUAUAUGGAUAGAAAGUUGUGUGAGUCUAGUUUUUGUAGGAUUUGGAAUCAAAUCAAUAUCUUAUUCCUACAUGGAGAUAUGACCGAAUCAUUACUCAGAAGUCUAGUGAGCUCGGCAGAAUUAUCUCAGCCAUUGAUUUGUUUUUGAUCUAAAGGCUGUGAGGGAAAGUUGAGACCUUGUUUCUCCUAUACAUAGA